Messenger RNA from Hyaloscypha bicolor E, 582 nucleotides. RefSeq lists its product as uncharacterized. The transcript has a single exon. Bases 1 to 582 code for a protein of 193 amino acids. NCBI's taxonomy places the organism in Eukaryota, Fungi, Ascomycota, Leotiomycetes, Helotiales, Hyaloscyphaceae. Gene Ontology annotation, molecular function: protein binding. The record is from RefSeq and is a predicted model, not a curated record.
AUGGCGCUCCAGUCCAUGCUUCUGCCCGAUGAAAUCCUGCUCAUGAUCUUCAGCCAUCUGCCUUUACAAGAUAUCAAGUGUUUGCGGCUUGUUUGCCACUGCUUUCUUGACUGCUUUUCCCAGUUCCUACUCUGGUCUCUCGGCAUCUCUUCUGCAUCCCGAAGCCUUCAUUUCUACAGGAAAGUCUCCUCCGAUGACCUCUUCCGCAAAGACAUUUCCACAAUUGUCUAUAACACUAGACUGAAUCACACAAUCACGGCAGAACAUGACAACGUUCUUCCAGACGUUCAACUGGCGCCUGACGCCUUUGAUCAGUGUUACAGCGUCUACGACUUACUAUGCUACGGCAUUCCACGUCUGCCCAUGCUACGAGAGAUAAUGAUCACAGACCGAGCAUUGCAAUUAUCUCCAAAUCUAAGCACCACAGAUUCUUUCAUCAACUCUCUUGAAACCAAUCAAGCGCAGACCGCAGAUGACCAGCUUAGCCUGUUCGUCUUGCUGCGAGCACUCUCGGCAGACACAGCAGACCUCAGACUUUCCGAAUCUCCCUGCAGAAUUGCAUACCCGGCACUCCAUCCUUGA